This is a messenger RNA of Fragaria vesca subsp. vesca, 555 nucleotides long. Its product is annotated as hydroquinone glucosyltransferase-like. Bases 1 to 555 code for a protein of 184 amino acids. The record is from RefSeq and is a predicted model, not a curated record. The transcript has a single exon. Lineage: Eukaryota; Viridiplantae; Streptophyta; Magnoliopsida; Rosales; Rosaceae.
AUGUCGGAUUCACAGAUAAGAGAGCUCUCAAAAGGGUUGGAGACAAGUGGAUAUAGGUUCUUGUGGGUACUGAAGACUAGUAAAGUUGAUAAGGAUGAUAUACAAGAGGUGAGUGAUAUGGUGGGAGAGUCAUUUAUGGAGAGAACAAAGAACAAGGGCAUUGUAUUGAAAGCUUGGGUAAGCCAGCAGGAUAUUCUAGAACAUCCAGCCAUUGGAGGGUUUGUGAAUCACUGCGGUUGGAACUCGGUUAUGGAAGCGGCCCGGGAAGGCAUUCCGGUGCUGGCGUGGCCGCAACAUGGGGAUCAAAGCGUGAACGCUGAGAUUGUGGAGAAGGCAGGGUUAGGGAUAUGGGAGAGGAAAUGGGGUUGGGGACUUGAAGGGUUGGUGAGUGCUGAAGAGAUAAGAAAUAAGAUUGUGGAGCUGAUGGAACAUGAGAAGGUGAGGAGUUGUUCUAAAAAGGUUGGGGAAGAGGCUAGGAAAGCUAGUGGGAUUGAUGGCAGAUCUGAGAAGGUGGUCAAGGAAAUCAUGCAGUCUUUGAUGCAGAAGAGAAACUAG